Triticum aestivum (bread wheat) is the source of this 3492-nucleotide messenger RNA. RefSeq names its product nodulin homeobox. The coding region runs from base 317 to 3142 and encodes 941 amino acids. Gene Ontology annotation, molecular function: single-stranded DNA binding. NCBI's taxonomy places the organism in Eukaryota, Viridiplantae, Streptophyta, Magnoliopsida, Poales, Poaceae. The record is from RefSeq and is a predicted model, not a curated record. The transcript has 16 exons. Gene Ontology annotation, biological process: flower development.
CUUUUUGGCCGCGCCCAAAUUGCAUCGCCUCCAUGACUCGAGCUGGCGAGGCGCCUGGACGCGGGCCUUCCCUGCGCCACCACAUCUCCGACCCGUCUACCCAUGCUCCUGUUCCGUCAAGCGGCGCGGCGGCUUCGGCGUGAUCUCCUGCCGGCGGCUCUUCUUCGUCUGCUUGGGGGAAGCGGGGUGGCAGCGCCCCUUCACUCUGUGGUCAGAGUUCGUCCCCGCGUGCUGCGGCUCUAGGCCAUCAACUGGUGCCAUGAUCCGCUUCUGAUCCCCGCUUGGAUGGGGAUUUCUUUCUGAAGUUUAUUGUCAGAUGUAUAUGAUAGACAUGAUUUCUGCUGUCCAAGACCUUAGUGGGCUGACCACUAGGGAACUUAGUGAGAUGCUCAAGGAGUCCGACAGCUUCGCCUUGCAGUCCAAGGCGCAAGCCGGAGGUCCAGAGCAGGUGCUUAUUAGCUACAAUCUUCACACCUAUUUCAGCCGCCCUUUCGCUGACACGUCUUCUCUCCAGGUGGACAUGGAGAAGCUUGUGUCAUCGCUUCCUCUCCAUCUUCUUGCUGUAAGUUUGGAUAUCGGAAGAGGUUCAGAUUUGACAUAUGUGCUCCGUGCCGUGCGCUUUUUGCAUUGUUUGUCUGAGCUAGCAACUCGCCACACCAAGCUCGAGCAGGUUCUUCUGGAUGAUGUGAAGUUAUCUGAACAAGUUAUGGACCUGAUAUUCUUUCUGCUAUCCGUUCUGUCCCACUGGAAGAAGGAAGAUCAUCUCGGCGCUUCUCCCUUCAUACAUUCAUCACUUGUAGCAGGAAGUCUUCAUCUGAUGACAAGUUACUUCUCAUCUCAGUGGCAUGAGCUUGUUCAUAUUCUUCUUGCACAUCCAAAGGUUGAUAUCUUUAUGGAUGUAGCCUUUGAUAGUCUGCACGAAGAUAUGAGGUUAUUGAGUGUCAGGCUAUCGACAUUGGGCACCAAAGCCUUUCCUGUUGGCCCUUUUGACUCACAACUCACUUACUUCAUAUGCCAACAGUGCGAAGCAUCAUUGCAAUUUCUUUUGUCACUGUGCCAGCAGAAGUUAUUCCGAGAUCGUAUUUUAAAAAACAAGGAGCUCUGUAGAAAUGGAGGCAUACUGUCACUCUCGUUUACGAUAUUGAAGUUAGGUGUUCCAGAAUGGCUGAAAGGAUCAACUGAUAUUGCUUCUUCCAUUUCCAGACAGAAGGCUAAAAUCCUUUCUAUCUUGUUACAACUGUGUGAAUCUGAAAGUAUUUCUUACCUCGAUGAAGUCGCCACUUUGCCAAAGAGCAUGCAACUAGGGCUGGAGGUUCUUGAUUUGCUGAAGAUCGCAUUUGGAAGAAAACAAAAACCUGCUGCCGGUUCCCAUGAUAAGAGUUACCCCAUGGGUUCUGUGCUUAUCAGUGCAUUGCGUCUCGUUGACGUCUUUUCUGAUGAUUCAAACUUUAGAUCUUCCUUCAUAACUAAUACUAUUCCCUUUCUGACGCAAAUUUUGGCGACUCCUCAUGAUGAGUUUGUCUCAAGUUGGUGCUCUGUCGAUCUGCCAGUGAUGGAAGAUGAUGCUAAUCUGGAUUAUGAUCCAGUUGGUGCAGCUGACCUGGCACUGUUAGCUGCUUCAAAUAUGCUGACUGAAGCGAAAGUUAACUAUUCAUGCAAUUUUCGCUCUAUCAGCAUGCCUUCAAUACAAUAUGCACAGACAAGAACAUCCUGUGUGGUGAAAAUAAUAGCAAAUUUGCACGUCUUUGUUCCAAACAUAUGCGAAGAGCAAGAAAGAGACCUCUUUCUUCAGAAAUUUCAGAAAUACUUGUUAUCAGAGAGUCCCAAGCCAUCAUUGGACCAUCCAGCAGCCGAUGAGAUCACCAUAGUUUGUACAAACUUGGGAUCUUUGUCCCAUUAUGCUAAAUCAUUAAUCCCUGGUAACUUGUUAAAUGAGGAAGAUGUGCAACUAUUAAGUGAUUUUUCUUAUAAGUUGCAACGUUGGUGUAAAUCGCAAGUUGGACAGAGAAUAUCGCAGGUGGCAAAAAGUGACGUCACAUCAGAAAUGAAGGUAGACUUGCAACCGUUGCAGCAGCCCCAGCCAGCAAGGGCUAGUGUUCCAGAUCCCAAUAUGGAUGGCCCUCCUAAGCAGGAUGUGCAAAACAUUGAAGAGUCUAUGGCGACGCCCCCCAUGAGACAAGAUGGAAAUGCUAGGGAUGAGACUCCAAGAAACCGUGCCACUACAAAUGGUGGGGUCCUGCAAAAUUCAGUCGGUCAGAACCUAAUCCAUCUUGGCGUUGCGAGAACGACUAGCGCAGGCUAUCCGGGUACCAGUACUGCUACCAGCAUGGAGGUCCCACGCUGCAGAAGUGUAGACCAUUUCAAAACACCAGAACCUACCAAGGAAAGUUGUCUCCGGGACGAGGAUGAGAGGCAGCCUGGUAGGAGAGGAAAGAAGCGAACUAUCAUGAACGACGGGCAGGUAAAUGAAAUUGAGAAUGCUCUGGUUGAUGAGCCCGAGAUGCAUAAGAAUGCCGCUUCCCUUCAGACAUGGGCAGAGAAGCUGAGUGGGCAGGGUGCAGAGAUCACAUCAUCGCAACUAAAGAAUUGGCUGAACAACAGAAAAGCUAAGCUUGCUCGUAUCGCGAAAGAAAGAGGAGUGCCAUACGAGGGCGAGGGUGCUGACAAGUCAUCUACACCAGCUAAUUCUCAGUUGGGUGACUCCUCAGAGAGUGCCGGCGAGGAGAGCUACUUGCCGCCUUCAAUGGUGCUGAAUGCUCUAGGCUUAUCCAACUCCAAGGGCAGCAGCAGGCUCGUUACCCCAGACUCCAGCGAGCCAAGUACACAAGACAUGAUGACGAGCCGCCCGUUCACAAGAUCAUUGUCAUUCGAGCCUGGCCGCCCCGUUCUGCUGAUUGACAACGAAGGGAAUGAAAUCGGCAGGGGCGAGAUCUUCCAGGUUGAUGGCAGGGCCCAAGGGAAGAGCCUGGCAGAGAGCCACAUCUGCAUCAUCGACGUCACCGAGCUCAAGGUUGAGAAAUGGAGGGAACUCCCCCACCCUUCCGAGGCGUCGGGAAGAACAUUCCAGGAGGCGGAGUCGAGGCAUGGCGGCGUGAUGAGGGUUGCCUGGGAUGUUGUCAGGCUCACUCCGGUGGCGACGUAGGGUGGUUUGUUCCCUUUUGUGGUGUCGGGAAUGUAGAAAGAAGCUGACGUCGGCCCCGUCUGGCUGGGCAUUGAGAAGGUACAAACAGCAAGUAGAGAGAAGCUUCCUGUCAAUCUAGGAUCUGAAGCCAGGAAUGAAUGGUGGCUCUUAUUGUAACUAGUGUUUGGUGAAAGCUAGCCUCCCUGUCAUCUGUCAAAGACUCUAUCCUUAUGUUGCAGCCUCUUCUUAGGGUUUACUAAUUCUGAUAUAUCCGUCGCAACGCUGGUAUGUUGCCAUGUGACGUACAAACAAAUUUAUCUUUUCUGAUAACUGAGAAUGUUGAUAAGAAACAUGCACCGGGAGUUCUUUGA